AUGUCAGAACUUGGUAACUGUAAGUUAUAUUGCAGAUGAAGAAGAUUUAGCUGAAUUAAAGCGAAAAUACUUAGACGCCCCAGCACAGAAGUCCAAGCAUGCUAAGACUGCUAAAGACUCCACUUUCAGAGAUGUAUCUUCUCCACUACUUGGAUCAACCCAUGCAUCCCUCGACCUCCCUGAAACUCUUCGACAACGAAUUGACCAAGAAAAAGCCAAAUCAAUUGAGCUUGACAAAAAAAUCUCUGAGUACCAAGAGAUGGUCAACCAGCUCAGAAGAAACAUGGGAGGUGUUCACAGCUCAGCAGAAAAGCAAAAACAGCUCUCACGUGAGAUAAGAAUCCUUGAAAACCGUCUCGAUAAAGCUGUCCAACGAUUCAACCAAACUGUUUCCCACAACAAACAGCUCAGACUUGAAAUUGACAAGCUAAGAAAGGAUAUACCUAUUUAUCUAUGACUACCUAUAAUUUAUAUUUCCAAAAAAUUCCCAAGCAAUUCUAGGUAAAUCAGUAUAAAAACAUCUAUGAAGCCACAUUCAAAAAACUUCAGGACGAUCUCAAUAAAAAAAGAAGCGAAAUGGCUGAAGCAAUCGCAUCAGCAGAAACUGCUUAUAAAAAUCGAGAACAAGCCUUACAACAUCUAGAAAAACUAAAGAAACAGAACGAAGAAGAACAAAAAGAAUACGAGCAAAAAUGGAACGAAUUAAUAGCACAAAUAGAACAAGAAAAAAAGAAAAAAGAAUUUAUCCAGCAAAGGGAAAAAGAAAAAUUAAUGGAAAAUUCUGUGACUGAAAUAAACCCAGAAGACGAAUAUAAAAUCAGAAACCUUACCAAGCUUUCUGAAGCAGAAAAACAGUCAACUAAUGAAAGUGUGCAGCUUGUCAAAAGCUAUGAAGAAGCAUUAGCCAAAAUUAAAGCCGAGACUGGUGUAGAGUCUUUACAAGAUUUAGUAGAUGCCUUUUUAAGAUACGAAGAAAAAAAUACAGCUCUUUUGAAUUUCGUCAAUGAAUUGACGUCUGAAAUUGAGCAGCUGGAAAAGCAGAUUGAAGAAAUCAAGUCAGAAAUUUCUAGAUAUAAACAAAUGGGAGCUUUAACUGAUACUUCUAAAAAAAGAAUGCUACAAAAAAUGGAAGAAAGGCUCGCUAACAUGGAAUUCAGAAAUAAUAUUAAUGAACAGCGGCUUAAAGAGUCAAUGAAGACUAUUGCAUUUAUUAAAGAGCAGCUUAAAAGCUUUUUGCAAUCUUUAGACCCUGAUGAGCCAUUACUUAAAGAAAUGGAAGAAGAAGCGCUUACUGAGUCAAAUAUGAUGAAGUAUUUGGCUGAGGUUGAGCUGAGGGCUAAUAAAAUUAUACAGAGUUAUGCAUUAAUUCAGGCUCAAAAGCUGCAAGUUGAAGCUAUUAUGAAAGAUGACCCAAUGCUGCAUAGAGCUAAUAUUGCAGCACUAAAUAAUGUUAUGGCGCUUGGCUCACAGGUGGUGCAAAAUAAUGCACCUAUACAGCUUUUAGUACCAGUACUUCAGGAUGAAGAAGAGGAUGGGAUGGAAUUUGACGAUGACGAAAAUCCACUCAGCGUUGAUGAACUGAGAGCAAGGGCUGAAAGACAACUUCAGAACUGGAAACUAGCUCGUGGACCAACUGUUAAAGCCAAUAAAGCGCAGGGUGCAAAAAGAACUACGAAAAAGUAUAUUUUUUGAUUCAAAUUCAGCCAUUUUUUAAUAUAAUUUAUCAAAAUUGAAUAUUAGUAUAUGAAAAAAUAA
Messenger RNA from Blepharisma stoltei, 1755 nucleotides. NCBI's taxonomy places the organism in Eukaryota, Ciliophora, Heterotrichea, Heterotrichida, Blepharismidae. The record is from the annotation of a GenBank genome assembly.